Messenger RNA from Lepisosteus oculatus (spotted gar), 879 nucleotides. Its product is annotated as HLA class II histocompatibility antigen, DQ beta 1 chain-like. NCBI's taxonomy places the organism in Eukaryota, Metazoa, Chordata, Actinopteri, Semionotiformes, Lepisosteidae. Gene Ontology annotation, biological process: antigen processing and presentation; immune response. The record is from RefSeq and is a predicted model, not a curated record. Gene Ontology annotation, cellular component: MHC class II protein complex; membrane.
AUGGACAGCCCUCUGCAUCGCCUCGCCGUCGCCGUGCUCGUCCUGGGCUGCACCGGGUCCAGGCGCUCAGUGGAUGGGAAUAUGUACCAGUUCGUUCAUGACUGUGAGUACAAUGAUCAUCUGGAGGAUUUUCUCUACACAAGGAGGGACAUUUUUAACAAGAUUGAGAUUUUGCGUUAUGACUCGAAUAUCCAGACGUUUGUUGGCUACACACCACUUGGGAUCAAAUAUGCAGAGAGAUUCAACCAGGAUAAAGAAUACCUAGCAGGACUCAAGGAUGACCUGGAUAAUUAUUGUAAACACAACGCAGGGGUCUACAAGAGCACCAUGACGGACAGGAAGGUUCCCCCCUCGGUCAAGGUGAGCGCCACCAAGCUGCUCAGCUCCAAGCACCCCACCAUGCUGGUGUGCCAUGUGACUGGCUUCUACCCCCAGCGCAUCACGGUCACCUGGCUGAGGGACGGGCUGGAGAUCAAGACCGACGUCACCUCCACCGACCUGCUGGCCAACGGGGACUGGACCUACCAGGUGCACUCUCACCUGGAGCUGACCCCCCGUGCCGGGGAGACCGUCGCCUGCAGAGUGGAGCACAGCAGCCUGGAGCGCCCCCUGGAGGUCACCUGGGACCCCUCGAUGCCGGAGUCUAAGAAGAACAAGAUUGUCAUUGGGGUGUCUGGACUGAUCCUGGGGCUCAUCAUCACCGCUGCUGGGGUGAUUUACUACAAGAAGAAAUCUAGCGGCCGCAUCCUGGUGCCGUCAGACUGAGAGCGCUGCGGACUGGACUAGAGAGACUUCGUUUCUCUCCACAAGAACAGGAGCAGGACGCUCAUGCACCGACAGCUUACAGAAAUCACUUCAAGACUGAUUCAUUUCUCACUG